Molecule: messenger RNA, 354 nt
Organism: Tetrahymena thermophila SB210
Lineage: Eukaryota; Ciliophora; Oligohymenophorea; Hymenostomatida; Tetrahymenidae
Exons: 1
Source: RefSeq, a predicted model, not a curated record
AUGAUAAGGAUUUCACUGAGUUCGUAAGAAGUUUAAAGUACUCUGAAAGCGGAUUAAAAACUGUUAAGCGCUUAUCUAAAUAGAGUGACAAUAUAAAGAUAAAAAGAUUAGCAGAAAAAUACAUAACGCAAAUAAUUAACCAACUAAGAAUAUAAAAAAUUAUAGUCAAAAGAACUGGUAUUCCUGAUGGUGUCAAAUAGACAUUAACCCUUUAUAUAAAAUUUUAUGAUAUCAUCUCUGAAGAUUGAAGAAAAUCUCUAUCAUUUUAUAAAAUAAUUGUAGCAAAAGUAGAGUUUUCUAUUCAAUUAAUUAAUUUUCUAACUAUUGUAAAAAGUAAUCGAUUUUGCUAUCUGA